Mytilus trossulus (common blue mussel) is the source of this 2600-nucleotide messenger RNA. RefSeq lists its product as uncharacterized. Gene Ontology annotation, molecular function: hydrolase activity, hydrolyzing O-glycosyl compounds. Gene Ontology annotation, biological process: carbohydrate metabolic process. The coding region runs from base 1 to 2442 and encodes 813 amino acids. The transcript has 12 exons. NCBI's taxonomy places the organism in Eukaryota, Metazoa, Mollusca, Bivalvia, Mytilida, Mytilidae. The record is from RefSeq and is a predicted model, not a curated record.
AUGAAGACAAGUUUUGCUCUUGUGUUGAGCUUGUUUGCUUGUGUAUUCGCAACCUACCACGUACCAAUAGAGAAGACAACUCUUUGGGGUGGUGGGACAUCAUGGUACUUUAAUGGUUAUUGUGAAUUUGAAAUUUCACAGUCACAUGGAGAGAACACUGUCACAGUAGAUAUGGUCCUAGAUCAAUCCACUUCUAACUUGCUGAUUUGGAAAUUGACCAUUGGUAAUAUUAUAAAUAAUGGACAGCAAUAUGAACUUUUCAAUCAAGACGAGUGGCAUACUGGUACACAAAAAGUCGAUUUUAUUCUACAGUACAAUGGAAGUCAAGAAUCGUUCCCAACCGGUACAUGUACUAGUAACCUCCCUUCACCUUCCAACCAAGACACAACAACAACUACUACUACUACGACACAACCGACGACGACAACAAUGACACAACCUACGACAACUACGACACAACCGACGACAACAACAACGACCCAACCUACGACGACAACAACGACACAACCAACGACGACAACUACGACACAAUCCACGACGACACAACCGACGACAACGACUACGACGCAACCGACAACUACGUCACAACAAUCAUCGAAAUAUUACACUGUCCCUGUUGCAAAAGAUAAUGCAUGGGGAAGUGGAACGACUUGGUAUAUGCAGGGAUCCUGCACAUUUGACAUACAGAGUCAAUAUGGUGUUGGAGAUAUUCAUAUUGAUAUGCACUUCGACCAAACGGUGUAUGUGAAUCAGAUUUGGAAUGCCUUGAACUUAGGCCAUUCGAAUAAUUAUGAUUUGUAUUAUCUACACAAUGCACAUCCAAUAUCUAACCAAUUACUUGAAAUAGGAUUCAUUUUAAGAUACGAAGGCAGUGAAGCAAGCUAUCCAACAGGAACAUGUGUGAGUGAUAUUGCAUCUUCACAAGACAUGAUUACGACAACAACACCUGCAACCACAACAACGACGACAGCAACAACGACAACAGCGACAUCAACGACAUCAACGACAACAACAUCAACUUCAUCUACAACAACAACACCAACAUCAUCUUCAACGACAACUUCUAGCAGUUCCCAAAACGUUUCUACAGCACACGAUUACGGACAACUAAUCGAAUAUUCCAUUUUGUUCUAUGAAGCCCAACAAUCAGGCUACUUGACAGUUAAUCGUAUCGACUGGCGUGGAGAUUCGGCAACCAAUGAUGUGGGAAUCAAUGGUGAAGAUCUUACAGGGGGCUGGUAUGAUGCUGGAGAUGGCGUCAAAUUCAACCUUCCAAUGUCAGCUUCUGUAAUUAACCUUGCAAUGGGCUUAUUGCAUUGGAAAGAUGCAUACGAAAACUCUGCUCAAUUACAAAAUAUGUAUAACUCUAUCAAAUGGCCGUUGGAUUAUUUACUUAAGUGUUGGAGGCCAUCAGAUAGGAUUUAUUAUGCUCAGGUUGGUGAUGGCGACCUUGACCAUGCUUAUUGGGGACGACCUGAAGACAUGACUAUGAAUAGACCUGCGUAUUAUCUUGACGAUACCAUGUCAGGGGCUGACGUCACUGGUGGAACAGCAGCAGCAUUGGCUGUCGGUGCUUUGGUAUUUAGUGAAUCUGACUCGUCGUAUGCAGCCACACUUUUGUCAAGUGCUGAGAGUUUGUAUUCUUUUGCAAAGGAUAUUCCAGGUUUAUACAACAGUGACAUCCAUGAUAUAACCCAAUUUUAUGAGUCCCACGAGUAUAAGGACGAGAUGUGUUUAAGUGCAGUACUGCUGUAUAUGGCAACCAAUAAUCCACAGUACCUUACUGAAGCUCAAGCUUUUUACAACGACUACAACCAUGACAGCGUUCCAUGGGCGUUUGACUGGGACGAUAAGACGGUGCUCUGUGAGAUUCUUCUUUAUGAUAUUACUGGUGAUAACACGUACAAAACACGUGUGGAGAAUUUCGUCGCUGCUUGGAUGCCAUCAGGAUCCAUACCAUACACAACAUGUGGACUAGCAUGGAGAUUGGAAUGGGCAUCGCUUAGAUAUUCGGCUAAUGCAGCAUUUAUUGCCCUGCUAGCAGCAGAUGCAGGGAUCGGUGAUGCAUCAGCAUACAAGACAUGGGCUAUGUCACAGAUUCAUUACAUGGUCGGAGAUAAUGGCCAGGAUUUCAGUUUCCUGAUUGGAUAUGGAACUGCUUUCCCAAAGCGCCCUCAUCACAGAGGAAGUACCUGUGAUUACUCUCCUGCUACAUGUGACUGGGGUACUUAUUGGAGCUCAGGUCCUAACUCUCACAUACUUUAUGGGGCACUUGUUGGAGGUCCUCAGGAUUUGCAAGACACCUAUGUGGAUGAUAGAGAUAACCAUAAGACAAAUGAGGUGGCUUGCGAUUACAAUGCUGGAUUCCAAUCAGCAGUAGCAGGUUUGCUUCACUUUGCGGUAAACGGAAACUUGCCUGCUGCUCCUAUGCCUAGUUGUUAAUUGUGAUAACCACCGACAACUUCUACCAAUUUAUAAUCUAGGGACAUGAUGUUAUAUGUUUUACAUGAUUAUAAUUUUACAUGCUACAAGUACAUGUUUUUUUUUUGUUCAAUUUCUUCAGAUUUUUUUUCAAGUCACAAAAAUGUCUCUUGAUAUAA